Contarinia nasturtii (swede midge) is the source of this 681-nucleotide messenger RNA. RefSeq lists its product as uncharacterized. The transcript has 2 exons. Bases 1 to 681 code for a protein of 226 amino acids. The record is from RefSeq and is a predicted model, not a curated record. Lineage: Eukaryota; Metazoa; Arthropoda; Insecta; Diptera; Cecidomyiidae.
AUGUGCGGCAUGGUGUUGAGCGAUAGUAAUAUUGGUCAGCAAAGCAAAUACAAUACAUACAAAAAUCACCAUGCCACACAUUGUAAUGCAGGUAAUUUAGUAAAUCACCACCAGAGUUCGCAAAUAUUACAAUUGACGUCUUCUGUGAGCAGAACACCAAAGCCUGAGAUCGAGAAUACGGAGCUGCAUCGACAAAGAAUCAAGCAAAAACUCGAGAAUAAUGAGUAUAAAUACAUCGUCGCAAUUGAUCCCGGUAUGAAAACAUACUUAGCCGGAAUUCGUCGGAAUAUUGAAGAUCGCACUGAGGAAAAUUUCAAGAUAUCUUCGAAGUCAUAUCAUUGGGGUGCCGGACAAAAAGUCAGAGACAAAAUGGGAAAGCGUAUGACUGCCAGAUUCACGCAACGAGAGCAAUUGGACCGUGAAAGCUAUCCAUCGAUACCAUCACCGCGAGGAAUCCGAUGGAGAAAUUACGUCAGGCAUCGAUUAACCAUGGUGAAAGAUGCAGUGGCUGCAUAUGCUCGGCGACGUUAUGCACGGCUUUCGUUUGACAAAUACAUCGGGUCACAAGGUGAGAAAGAUUGUCUGGCGAAAGUAAUAACAAAGAAUGAGCCAUCGCUUAUAAACAUCGGAGCAGUGGAUAUGGCACCCAAUUCACUAAUUGGCAUAAAAAAGGGAAAAUGA